Molecule: messenger RNA, 2406 nt
Organism: Gracilinanus agilis (Agile Gracile Mouse Opossum)
Lineage: Eukaryota; Metazoa; Chordata; Mammalia; Didelphimorphia; Didelphidae
Gene: ARL6IP1
Product: ADP ribosylation factor like GTPase 6 interacting protein 1
Exons: 6
Coding region: 105-716 (203 amino acids)
Source: RefSeq, a predicted model, not a curated record
UCUCUUAAGGAUCUCGCGAAGGUUUAUUUCUUAGUUGAGUUAUUUUUUUUUCUCUGGUAAUCCAGAGGCCCUGGCCGCGGAGCCUGAGAAGCGCUGCAGUGACCAUGGCGGAGGGGGACAAUCGCAGCAGCAACAUGCUGGCUGCAGAAACUGCCAGCCUGGAAGAACAGUUACAAGGAUGGGGAGAAGUGAUGCUGGUAGCUGAUAAAAUCCUUCGAUGGGAAAGAGCCUGGUUUCCACCUGCAGUCGUGGGUGUUGUUUCUUUGGUGUUCCUUUUGAUCUACUACUUAGAUCCAUCUGUUCUUUCUGGUGUUUCCUGUUUUGUCAUGUUUUUGUGCCUGGCUGACUACCUUGUACCCAUUCUUGCUCCUAGAAUAUUUGGCUCUAAUAAAUGGACUACUGAGCAACAGCAAAGAUUCCAUGAAAUCUGCAGCAAUUUAGUGAAGACCCGGCGCAGAACUGUUGGCUGGUGGAGACGCCUCUUCACACUGAAGGAAGAAAAACCUAAAAUGUACUUCAUGACCAUGAUCAUUUCUCUUGCUGCAGUCGCUUGGAUCGGACAACAAGUCCAUAAUCUUUUCCUCACCUACCUUAUUGUAACUUUCUUACUGCUACUUCCUGGACUAAACCAACAUGGAAUCAUUUCCAAGUAUGUUGGAAUGGCCAAAAGAGAGAUAAACAAGCUCCUCAAACAAAAGGAGAAGAAAAACGAAUGACUCAUCUGUUUUCAUUCAGUAUCAUAAAUGUGACACAGUGUCUUUGGGAACAGUAUCUACAAAGUUUGUGUACUAAUAUGUUACAGAAGCACAUUUUUACUUUUUCAUUUAACUUCAGAUUGGCUUCUUACUUGAUAAGAAUUUGAGACUUGCCGGUUGAAAACCCCUAUUCAUAGUAUCUUCAUGUAAAGUUCAACUGAAAUGUAUCUUCACCAAUUAAUAUUGAGAAUAUGGGAAAUAGUUGUCUGUGAAAGGGACCUCUCUGGACUUGUUCUUAUUUCAUUACCCAGGGAUAACAGAACUGGCAUUUUUAGGGAACUAAAGCAAUCCUAUAGUAUAGUAGUAUAGUAAUUCACUAGUAUAGUAAUUCACUUUAAUCCUUUUGAACAUUCACUGUAACUUGAGUAAUACUUGGGAAUACUCAGGUUAAACUUUUCCUUCUAGAGAAAUUGUGGUGGUCUGUGGGUGUAGAAAGUAGGCUUCACAUCCUGCUUCGAAAAGUUGGCUCCAUAGAUAUGAUGACCAAUUUUGUCACUUCUGAUGAAGAGAUCAAUUAGCAUUAAUUUUCCAUUCCUAUUCAGUAUCAUGGACAAUGCCCACAGAAUUACUGAAAAGUGGUUCCAUGGCCUAGUUAAUGGUCUGGUUAAUAUGUUUCCCCUACUAGAACACCUUGGCCAUGUGAUCAUUUCUGCCAAGUAGCAAUCUAGCACACUAUUGUCAGUCACUUUUAUGCUCUCACAUGUAAGAUUUGGUAACUUCUAUUUAGUAAAUUUUUGAGAAGCUUUCUUAUAGUACACUCAUAUAGAAUCCUACUGUUUUAAGAUAAUUAUCAAAAACCCAGCCUGGAGGAGAGAGGAAAGGAGGAACUAACGAGAGAGUCACCAUGAGGUAAAAACUCCAGAAAUAAUGACCCACAGCAUUCACCCCUAGCUCUAAGGCCAAACAGUAAUGCCUCCCCUUAAAUUAGUUAAGCCUCAUUCUGGUAGAUAACAGAUCUCAUGAAAUAGACUUAAAUUCCAUGUCUCAGGUUAAUGGUUAUAAGACACUGCUAUCACCAUAGAUUUAGUAUAAAAGCAAGUGAUUGCCUGUAUUCUUUUCUUUGACCUCUCCAUAGAGAACAAGAAGGUUAUUGGUAAAAGCAUGCUGGAAAGCCUGCCCCUGUAGUUUGUAUGUUUUUAAUUUAUCCAGUAUUCAAAUUAUAUUCAGCCUAAUAGCCAGAAGUUGAGGUCACUUUGAAUUUGAAUAAAGAGAUGUCUAAAGCUUGCAGCACUUCUUCUCCACCAACACCCUGCCCCCUGUGAAAUAUGUCAAGGAAUGUUUAGAAACAGUACUUAAACUCUUAUUAACUAUGAUGUAGUUUUGUGAAUUUAUUGCACUGAAAUGAUAUUAAAUUUGGGCUGUGAUAUUUAUGUUCUAACAGUAAACUUUUGUUUUCAGAAUACUACUGUAGCCAAGGAGCCCGUGUAGCAUGAUUAGUUUUAUGAAUGUUGUCUGAUAGUACAAACCACCUAAAGAAUAUUGCGUUUAUUCCUCUUGUAAAUAAGCCUGUCUUCAUAGCUGUUUCUGUGUGUUGUACUGAUGACCUCUGCAGUUUUAAUCCUGAAUUAUUCCUUCUACUGUGUUUUGUGUUAAGGAAGAGGCAGGAAGAGAAUAAAGAGGGAGGGGAAAGAAUAAAAAAAGUUGAACUCUU